Messenger RNA from Sphaeramia orbicularis (orbiculate cardinalfish), 1378 nucleotides. It is a transcript of the gene taf8, whose product is annotated as TAF8 RNA polymerase II, TATA box binding protein (TBP)-associated factor. The transcript has 8 exons. The record is from RefSeq and is a predicted model, not a curated record. Lineage: Eukaryota; Metazoa; Chordata; Actinopteri; Kurtiformes; Apogonidae. Gene Ontology annotation, molecular function: protein heterodimerization activity. Gene Ontology annotation, cellular component: transcription factor TFIID complex. Gene Ontology annotation, biological process: transcription initiation at RNA polymerase II promoter. Bases 126 to 1049 code for a protein of 307 amino acids.
UCCGGUGACAACGGAAAUGACGUCAGUGCCAUGUUUAUUAGCUGUAGCCGAAUGGCCGGCGCUAAAAUAAAGUUGUUGUUAUUAUAAUCUGUUCAUUUUUACGCGUAUUGUUCAGAUAGUUACAAAUGGCAGAUCCUGCAGUGGUAUCGGGAGGGUCUCUGAACUCCGGAGGGCGUGGUGGCAGUAAAAGUACAUCCAGCCCAGCAGAGAACUACCACCUGGCUCGUCGUCGCACCCUGCAGGUUGUGGUCAGCGCCCUUCUCACAGAAUGCGGCUUUGAAAGUGCAGAGAAGGCAGCAGUGGAAACACUCACUGAGAUGAUGCAGAGCUAUAUAAGUGAAAUUGGUCGUUGUGCCAAAGCAUACUGUGAGCACACAGCCAGAAGUGUACCUACCUUAUCGGACACCGUUAUCACGCUCAUUGAAAUGGGUUUCAAUGUUGACACUCUGCCUGUGUAUGCCAAAAGAUCACAAAGGAUGGUUAUAACUGCCCCUCCUGUGACCAACCCUCCUGUAACUCCUAAAGCAUUGGCAGCUGGACAGAAACGUACACACCCACCUUACAUCCCCAGCCACUUCCCAGAAUUCCCAGACCCUCACACCUACAUCAGAACACCAACUUUCAGAGAGCCUGCGUCAGAAUACCAAGUGGUGAGAGAAAAAGCAGCAACUCAGAGAAGAGACGUGGAGCGAGCACUUACGCGCUUCAUGGCAAAGACAGGAGAAACUCAAAGCCUUUUCAAAGAUGAUAUCACUGCCUUUCCAUUGAUUGCAGCACGGCCAAGUGUCAUCCCUUAUCUCAGCGCCCUCCUGCCUUCAGAGCUAGAAUUGCAAAGUCUAGAGGAGACGGACUCUUCCGAACAGGACGACCAGACCGACAGCGAAAACACAGCAGGAAACAUCAUCACUGAUGAUCCAAGUGCUGAUAAGGAGAACUCCAUGCUUCCUCCCAGUGGAGUCGUUCCAUCUGCAAAAGCCAACGAGGAUAAUAUGAUUGACAACCCAUACCUCCGGCCAGUCAAGAAACCCAAAGUGAGGAGGAAGAAAUGAAAUGGGAUUAAUUUGACUAGAACUUACAGACUUAUCUGCCACAGUGUUUGGUACAUUCAGCUGUCCAGUUUGUAAAAUCCUCCACAGAGAGGUGCAGCACAGCCCUGAAGCUUGCUGCAACCCGGGACCAACAGCUGUUUUGCUCAGUGCUGGGGGCCACUACUGCUGUUGACUUUGACUGACUUCUAUUGAAGAUAGCUUCCAUUUGUUCUAUUACUUGUCCUUUUUUUCAGCAAGCACGAGCUCCUUCUGUGUGAAAUCUGUCUGUCUGAAUUAUUUUGGAAAAAGGAGGAAUUUUUAUGAAUAAAGAAAAACGUUUCUUUUUUUUA